Messenger RNA from Mangifera indica (mango), 732 nucleotides. Its product is annotated as auxin-responsive protein SAUR71-like. The record is from RefSeq and is a predicted model, not a curated record. NCBI's taxonomy places the organism in Eukaryota, Viridiplantae, Streptophyta, Magnoliopsida, Sapindales, Anacardiaceae. Gene Ontology annotation, biological process: response to auxin. The coding region runs from base 120 to 524 and encodes 134 amino acids. The transcript has a single exon.
AAAUAUGCCUCCCCACUUUUUCUUUUCUCCCAAACUCUUCUUCCGUGUUUUCCUUCGCUUUCUCGCCAGCCAAACACCUCAGAAUUCACUUCCCUAACUGUCUUACUAUCUUCUUCCAAAUGAAGCAGCUCAUCCGCCGUCUAUCUCGUGUGGCCGACUCCUCUCAGUACAGCCUCCUGCGCUCCGACUCCCGCUGCUCUCGCCGACCGUUUUCCACUGCUGCUGUCACCAAAUCCUUGGCGCGCCGAUCCACAAACUCCAAGCCUGUUCCCGAAGGCCACGUGCCGGUCUACGUCGGCGACGAGAUGGAGCGUUUCGUCGUUAGUGCUGAGUUGCUGAACCACCCGUUUUUCGUCGGUCUUCUCAACAAGUCGGCUCAGGAGUACGGUUACGAACAAAAAGGAGUCCUUCAUAUUCCGUGUCACGUGCUCGUCUUCGAGCGAGUCUUGGAAGCUCUUCGUCUUGGUUUGGAGUCACGUGACCUCCAGGAUCUGAUCGGCUGCACCUCCGAUGAAUUUUUCUAGAGGUUUUUUUUUUUUCAGGGAGAUCUUGAUACAGAUAUAAUAUCUAUAUGAAUAUAUAAAUAUAGUGUCAAAACGAGAUCGCUGCGGGGGAUUUUCCUUGUAAAUAUAUCCUUUUUUGCGGUCUUUCCGAGGAAAUUUUCAGGGCUUGUUGUUGAAGGUAUGUAAAGGAAAAUGCAAACCAUGAAAAAGAACUUGACGAUUUUGCCCU